AUGAAGUCCGAAGAUGGUGUCGUAAAGGGGCCAGCACAGCCGCUUGCCGUGGUUGUCUCUGGGUACAGCCACAAGGUGUUGCCCAUUUUGCUGAGUCUGUCAGCAAAUGCUGAGAAUCCCCGUGUUAUGCGUGCGUCUUUGGGUAACGCGAGGCGAAAUCCCGUGAGAUGGAUUCCCACUCAGCCCGGAACCGGUAAUGAAGGCAAUAACGAGGUGCACGCGGUGAAGGACUUGACUUCGCUCGUUGGCAGACACCCGCAUGCGCGAACAUACUUUCGCACAAACUGA
Messenger RNA from Peronospora matthiolae, 288 nucleotides. NCBI's taxonomy places the organism in Eukaryota, Oomycota, Peronosporomycetes, Peronosporales, Peronosporaceae. The record is from the annotation of a GenBank genome assembly.